Haemonchus placei is the source of this 828-nucleotide messenger RNA. The record is from the annotation of a GenBank genome assembly. Lineage: Eukaryota; Metazoa; Nematoda; Chromadorea; Rhabditida; Trichostrongylidae.
AUGUUCUGGUUUGAUCCUAUCGGGACCGGGCGCUGUACAGUUCUUCAUCGACGUGAUGGCAUGUCGUAUUUCGGAAGGAAGAAUCGAAGGAGCGAUAUAUUCGUCUUGCCUAAGAUGAGGGAUUCUCAUGAUUAUGAUGCUCGUACAACGAUGCAACCGUCACUAGAACCAUCUUCUCGAGCAUCACAGCUCAAUAUGCAAAAGAAUCCAGUGAUAAGUUCUGACUUCAAAGUCCAAAUGUGGCAGAAUCGGCCAUUUGACAGUGGUGUGCACACUAUGGUCCAUAGCCAGACGCCAUCAGUUAUGUCAAUGACGUCAACUCGUGCUGGUUCACGAAUCUCCACUAUGUCCUCCCUUGUCGACGCCGAUACAGCUGAACUAACUGACCAGCAACAGCAGAAAUUCGAAAAUAUAUCUUUGGCCCUGUGCCCAACGCAUCCGGAAUAUGCGAAUGCAGAAGGAGUGAUUCCUGAACUGAUCAAUCUCAUGAAGGACAGCGAUGAGGUGGUGGUAUACAAAGCGUUAUUCAUCAUGCAGAAUAUCGCGAAACUGGACGCCGACAUUUCGAGAACUCCUAAUGCUCGAAUUCGUGGCGAGGGCGCAGUGACGGCUAUUGUUAAUGUGUUGCAAGAACAUCGUGAUAGCCCUAAUAUCAUUCGUAUGGCAUUAGGGACGUUGUUCCAAAUUUGUAUAAGAGCAGAUGGUCUAGAGGAUGUCGCUCGUGUAAAUGGGCAAUGCAACGGUGAAUUGAUUCGAGCACUCAUUGAUCAUGCCAGGUUAGCCGUGGUUACAUUAAAAAAAAAGAGUGGGAUGGUACUCCUCAUGUGA